AUGUCCUCGACGCCCACCGUUACCUUCACUUUCAUCAGACAUGGUGAAUCGACGGACAACCUGAAAAGCGUGUGGGCAGGCUGGAAGGACGCAUCGCUCUCUACUCAUGGCAUGAACCAAGCCAAGGCAUUGGGACUGUCAUUCACCAAGACACACUUCCUGGCAAUUCACGCAUCUCCGCUUAAGCGUGCACUGUGGACUGCCCAGGCAGUCCGCGACGCGCAGACAGACACGCAACCACCUCUCACGACGUCCCCUCUCCUGCGUGAGCAACACUUUGGAAUUGCCGAAGGGAAGCCAUGGAUCAUGGAAACGCAGUCGGGCCUCUCCUUCGAGGAGCACUUAAGGCGAGGGCUGUACCCAGUGCUACAUGACCGUUCGCAGAAGUUCCCCGAGGGCGAGAGCCUGGACGACCUAGCCGCACGAGCGAAGAAGGCAGUCGACGAGCUGCUGAUGCCCUAUGUCUGGCAGGCGGCCAUGGCGGGGGACAAUGGCCUCCACAUCGCCAUUGUGAGCCAUGGCCUGUGCAUCAGCGAGCUCAUCCCGGCACUGCUCGUAAAAGACCAGAGCGGGUUACAUCCAGGCCAUCGGUACAAGGGUCUGUUGAACACGGCUUGGACUAGGGUCACGGUAAAUGUCAAGGGCGCAAAAGAGGGUGAGCUGAUGGACGUCCAGGACAACCGGCCUCUUCCCCUCGAGGUCAAGGUCACAGACUUCAACCGGCAUGAACAUUUAGAUAGCGUGGCUCGCCAGAAGGGCGGCAUCGGCAGCUCAGAAUUCGACCCCAACCAGCAAAGUAUCCGUGCAUUCUUCGGCGGCGCAGGCGUACCUGCCGAGGAGGGACGGGCCGCGAGCAAUGCCUACGACGAAUCCAAUGUCAACACCGGGAGACGGUGA
Molecule: messenger RNA, 897 nt
Organism: Rhodofomes roseus
Lineage: Eukaryota; Fungi; Basidiomycota; Agaricomycetes; Polyporales; Fomitopsidaceae
Product: phosphoglycerate mutase-like protein
Exons: 7
Coding region: 1-897 (298 amino acids)
Biological process (GO): negative regulation of programmed cell death; fructose 2,6-bisphosphate metabolic process; negative regulation of glycolytic process
Cellular component (GO): cytosol
Molecular function (GO): fructose-2,6-bisphosphate 2-phosphatase activity
Source: RefSeq, a predicted model, not a curated record